AUGGCUGCGGCGGCCGACCCCCCUCCUCCCCACUCCCCCCGCUCGGGGAGCCUCCUCAGCCGGAGGAGGCGACAACAAAGCGGCGGCGGCGGCGGCGGCAGCGGCAGCGGCGGCUCCUCAACAUGGCAGCGCCGAGCGCGGCCACUUCCGGUAACCUCCGGGACGCACCACCGCGGCGGCGAGCGCGGGCGGGGGGGGAGCCCCGGCCCGGCCGCCGCCGCCCCCAGCCGCUCCGACCCCCUCCGGGCGUCCCCGCCGCCGGCGCGCCGCCUCGGAGCUCAGCCAGUGCCCGCGGGCGGUGGGGUCAGGGCGCCCGCGCGGGGGCUGGGGUGGGGCCGGGGGCGGGGAUGGGGCGCGGCGUCCCCCCCCGCGGGGGUGUGUGAUGCUGCGGUCCGUGGCUCAGGCAGCUGGAGCAGGGGGAGCUCAGGAGAGAAGAUGGAGGACGCCAGGGUCUGGCGCUGGCCCGCUGGGCACAGCUGGGCUGCCUCUCGUGACUCUGACUUGGUGCCCAGCGGCGUCGCAUCCCUCUCAUACCCCCAGCGGCAGUCAGAGCUCCGGUUGGUCACCUGGCUCUUCAGUUGGUCAAGCUCAUCAAAGCUUCCACGUACGAACUACAGGAUGCUAACUAGCUUCGAGUGUCCCCUACCCUCGGGUAUUUUCAUUCCUAAAACAGCUAAGCCCUCAUCGCUCUUGCUAUGAUAUCGCCAUCGCCCUUUGCGUGAUCUUCCAAUUUGAGCAGGGAAUUCCACUAGGGUACAGCCUUAGAUCCUCCUAGUAUGGAGGGAAACACUUCCCACGCGUUCAGAUGUCAUUACUGGGUUAUUCUUGGGUGACGAGACCGUGCUUCCCCAUCCUUCCCUUUCAUUUGAUAUAGGAAAUUUUGAAAACCCCUCUCCCGCCAGGAUUAAAAACAAACAAUAAAAACAAAUGAGAAAGUAGAGACGAAAUAUUUUAGUCUUUUAGUACAUUCUUCAAUUCCCGCAGCGCACACACACAAGUCAGACUUCUGGUUGGACAUCGUCAGAUGUCACUGAGGUGACCCCAGCCUGUUUGCAGUUCACAGUCUUCUGUGUAGGAGUCAGCCACUGUUAGUGGUUGGAAUCUGUAGAUCGUAAGCCCGUAUGAUGUCUUGAAUGUUUUCUAUCCUUUCCUCACAUAGAAGUAACUACUGUGAAUAUCAGAGACAAGCUAUUAUUAAACAUGUAUCUAGUCCAAGGAAUCUGUAGUGGGGAAGUGAGGGGGCAG
Arvicanthis niloticus (Nile rat) is the source of this 1245-nucleotide messenger RNA. NCBI's taxonomy places the organism in Eukaryota, Metazoa, Chordata, Mammalia, Rodentia, Muridae. The record is from RefSeq and is a predicted model, not a curated record.